Messenger RNA from Lactuca virosa, 411 nucleotides. The record is from the annotation of a GenBank genome assembly. Lineage: Eukaryota; Viridiplantae; Streptophyta; Magnoliopsida; Asterales; Asteraceae.
AUGGUUGCUAAACCUUUUAUUGUGUUAACUUUAUUAUGUUUUAUUUCCACAACUCAUUUUGUUCAUGGCAAAAAUCUUCCUGGAGUGGAAAAGACAUCCCUAAGAGAUGUUAAAUUGGGGAAGUCAAUUGUUAAGAGGUAUAUUAAUGGUACUGUUCAAGGUGUUUUGGAUUCGUUGGGGCUAAGAGCUUUAUCGCCAAAAUUUUCAAAAAUAUCCACAAUACUUUUAAAAGAUGCUAUUAGAGGUUUCUAUGAUUCUUCAAAUGUACUUGAUGUAUUGAAUACAAAAUUUGGAGGAAAUCUUAUUACUAGGCAUAUAGCUAAUGUUCAAGAAAAGGUUGAUGUUGCAUUUAAAAAAGGAGGAAGAGGUACCAGUACCAGCGGUGAUAACAUACCUGGAGCUGGCAUAUGA